Molecule: messenger RNA, 462 nt
Organism: Elephantulus edwardii (Cape elephant shrew)
Lineage: Eukaryota; Metazoa; Chordata; Mammalia; Macroscelidea; Macroscelididae
Gene: ITGB3BP
Product: integrin beta 3 binding protein (beta3-endonexin)
Exons: 6
Biological process (GO): CENP-A containing chromatin assembly; regulation of DNA-templated transcription
Cellular component (GO): nucleoplasm
Source: RefSeq, a predicted model, not a curated record
UUUGAUCCUCCAAAAAUCCAGGGGAAGAAGGAUGUUACCGCGUAUUCUCCAACAACUGGAACUUGUCAGAUGAGCCCAUUUACUUCUCCAGUAAGCUCUAAAGAAGAGCACAGAAGUGGACCAUCAAAUGGAAAGAGAGCAAAACUGAAUGACCCUAAUUCUGAAUUAACUGAAGUAAAGGAAUUGACAGAAGACAACAAUGAUGAAUUCAUGUUAUUAGUAUCUGAAGUUGAAGAAUCAUCAGAAAAAAUCAUGGAAAUAAUGCAAAAUUUAAGAAGCAUACAGGCUUUGAAGGACAACAAAGAGCUUGAAAGUCUCAUUGGCAUCUCCUGUCAGUCGUGUUUCUUAAAAAAGGAAAUGCAGAAAACCAAAGAACUAAUGAUAAAAGUAACAAAACAAAAACUGUUUGAGAAGAAAAGCUCAAGACUUCCUCACAAAGCCUUUCACACUAUGGGAAACUAA